AUGGACGACAUAAUCAUAGGCUUGCGUGGCUGUCUGGAUGCAGAUGAAGACCCAGAGGUUGUGACAUUCGGACAAAUACAUGUAUCAAUCUCUCAGCUAUUCAACUUCAAGGAUACAGCUUGGAUACAGGUAGAGGAGAGGUUUUCACUAUGA
Serpula lacrymans var. lacrymans S7.9 is the source of this 153-nucleotide messenger RNA. RefSeq lists its product as uncharacterized. Lineage: Eukaryota; Fungi; Basidiomycota; Agaricomycetes; Boletales; Serpulaceae. The coding region runs from base 1 to 153 and encodes 50 amino acids. The record is from RefSeq and is a predicted model, not a curated record. The transcript has a single exon.